UCAGGUUGCGAUAGUGACUAGUAGGAAGGAAAAUGGCAGAGCUGUCAUUAUAUCUGACUAACGCCAACGUUACUCUGGGACAAACUAUGGAACAAGAGAAGAGUUCCACCACGGCGGUGAAGGACUUCGAGAGCGUGGAGCUCGGCAGCAGCGUGAAGAAGCAGAAGGUUCCACGCAGGACCAUCUACUUCGCCAGCGGGGAAACCAUGGAGGAGUAUAGCACUGACGAGGAGGACGAGGAGGAGGAAGAACAGAGGCAGAAGCAGGCUGCCAUGAGCACUAUUGAUCCGUCCAAGUUGUCGUGGGGUCCGUACUUCUGGUUCCACAUGUGGAGGAUGGCGACCUCUACCAUCUCAGUGUGUGAUUACCUGGGAGAGAGGAUGGCCUCGGUGCUCGGCAUCACCGCACCCAAGUACCAGUACGCCAUCGACGAGUACUACAGGAUGAAGAAGGAGGAGGAGGAGGUGGAGGAGGAGAACCGCCUGUCCGAAGAGGCCGAGCGGCGGUUCGACCAGCAGCACCGGGACCAGGACCAGGACCAGGACCAGGACCGGGACCGGACCCCGACGCUGGAGCAGCCCGAGGGCACGACCUCCUUCGUCAACAUGACGUUCGAGAUGGAACAGGAGUCGCGACAGUCCUGAUCCACACAGGACCGAACGUUCUCGCCGCGUCGGUGCUAAUCCCGUCUAACCCCCGGACUGAACCGCUAACUCUCGCUUUGCUCCUGCGCCGCGCGGCCGACUCCCGCCACUAAUCAUUUCAUGUGUGAUCAUCUCUGUAGGACCUUCUAUCAUCUCAAAAUCCCACCACCGAGCACUUUAUUAGGAACACCCAUCGUUCACCGACUACAUUAUUAGACACCUACCAUCUACUAGACACAGGUGAACUUUGUGGGUAUACAAUGACUGACUGUAUCCCAUUUGAUGCGCACUCACUUCCAUUACCUUGCUCGUUAAUGAAACGGUCAUGGUGUAUAGCAGGUGCAGCAGUGUUGUUGGGAUGAAGUGUUCAAAACACUGCUGCACCCGCUGCACUCAGACAUACACAGAACAGCACACUACCAUGUCACGUCAGUCCCAGUCAGUCAUUGUAUACCUACGAAGUUCUUCACCGGAGAGGUGUUCCUAAUAAAAUGUCUGACACACUACGUUAGCACCGCUCGAACCCCUCAUGACCGCGUUUGACCUGAACCCUAUUCAAUACCAAUCUCAGGCGAGCGGAGGCUGUUAUUGCACCCAGUGUUGACGGGCAUAUAUUACUGCACAUGCUUUUGAUAUGUAGUGCGUUUAAAUCCAUCUCUACUCACUGAUGCUGACAGUGUGUGUGUGUGUGUGUGUGUUCAGUGUGUGUGUGUGUGUGUGUGUGUGUUCAGUGUGUGUGUGUGUGUGUGUGUGUGUGUGUGUGUUCAGGGAAAUGACUCUGCACAUGGACCUGCUUUAUACACACACACACACACACACAUACACACACACACUCAUACACACACACACACUGAACACACACACUCAUACACACACACACUCUCUCACACACACACACACACUCUCUCUCAUACACACACACACUCAUACACACACACACUCAUACACACACACACACUCAUACACACACACUCUCUCUCACACACACACACUGAACACACACACUCAUACACACACACACUCAUACACACACACACACACACACACACUCUCUCUCAUACACACACACACUCUCUCACACACACACACACACACACACACACUCUCUCUCACACACACACACACUGAACACACACACUCAUACACACACACUCUCUCUCACACACACACUGAACACACACACACACACACACACUCAUACACACACACACACACACACUCACACACACACUCAUACACACACACACACACUCACACACUCACUCACACACACACACACACUGAACACACACACACACUCAUACACACACACACUCAUACACACACACACUCACUCACUCACACACACACACACACACACACACUCAUACACACACACACACACUGAACACACACACACACACUCAUACACACACACACACACUCACUCACACACACACACACACACACACACUCAUACACACACACACACACACACACUGAACACACACACACUCUGUUUGAAAAAUUUUAUUAUUUAUUUACACUUUUCACCUUUUUGUAUAGAAACUUACUCAAUAAACUGUUGAAACUCA
This is a messenger RNA of Trichomycterus rosablanca, 2218 nucleotides long. RefSeq names its product family with sequence similarity 177 member A1 (gene fam177a1a). Bases 33 to 644 code for a protein of 203 amino acids. The record is from RefSeq and is a predicted model, not a curated record. NCBI's taxonomy places the organism in Eukaryota, Metazoa, Chordata, Actinopteri, Siluriformes, Trichomycteridae. The transcript is spliced from 5 exons.